UAGGUGAACCGUCUAGACCCCCUUGGGACUGCGAUGGUGUACCGGGUAGGUGGAUGCGGGGCAGGAUCAGGGUGCCACAAACUGCGGGUCGGGACUGGGGACUAGCCAAAACUGGCACCCAAGACGGAUGUCAUCAGUCGAUCACCGUCAAUGACUACAUGUAUUAAUUAGUAGUAACCAUUUGAUUGAAUAGUUUACCCAAUCUGCAAGAAACUCACUCAAAAUGUGUGGUAGAUAUGCUCUCAACUUGUCACCAUCGCAGGUACGGCGGAUGCUCGUAGAGCAGGACAUGCCGGUAGCGGAAGCGCCUAACGAUGAGGGAAACGAUACUCCUCGGAGGACUUUCAACUUCGCACCGGGCUACCAUGGCCUUGUGUACAGAGCCGACACUUCCGAUAGAGGCGCUGGCUCUCACCAUCACAGCGACACCGCGCGCACAGCUGGGGCCGAACCACCAAGUGAGCCUGAGAAGACGGAAGCUACCUACAAGCUCCAGUCGAUGAAAUGGGGCCUGAUACCGUUCUGGACAAAACGCAGCCCCGACUACGGCACGAUUAUGAAAGCCAUCAACUGCCGUGAUGACUCCCUCAGUACGCCCGGCGGCAUGUGGUCCAGCAUGAAGGCUCGGAAACGAUGCAUUGUCAUUGCCGAGGGGUUCUUCGAGUGGCUGAAGACGGGUCCUAAGAACAAGUUGCCGCACUAUAUCAAGCGGCGGGAUGGGCAGCUCAUGUGCUUUGCGGGCUUAUGGGAUUGUGUAGAGUACGAGGACACCCAUGAGAAGACGUACACGUAUACCAUCAUCACCACGGACGCGAACAAGCAAAUGCGAUUCAUUCACGACCGCAUGCCUGUCAUCCUUGACCCUGGUUCGGACGACUUGAGAACAUGGCUUGAUCCCGAGAAGAACGAGUGGAGCAAGGACUUGCAGUCGCUCCUGAAGCCUUACAGCGGUGAUCUGGAGAUAUAUCCCGUCAACAAAGAUGUAGGAAAGGUUGGCAACAACUCCCCGAGCUUUGUCAUUCCCCUUGAUUCAAAGGAGAACAAGUCAAACAUUGCCAACUUUUUUGGCAAUGCAGCCAAGAAAGCUGAGGGCCAACCAACGUCAGCAACCUUAGAACCCAAGGGUGUGGCAACUGAGAAGCAGAAGCAGGAGCAGGCAGCAGAACAUGGUGCUGUGAAAAGGAAAGCUUCUGAAGACGAGUUACAGACGACGCCAGCUCAAAAGACCUUGCGGUCAAGCCGUGAUGACUUGACGACCUCCAAGACGAUCAGUGCGACCAAGAACAACUCCAGGAGUCCCCAUAAAGUCAAGCCACAGAAAGGCACUCAGAAAAUCACGCAGUUUUUCGGAAACAGCGCCUGAGGCAGAAUUGUAGGCUGCUUUCCGCAGUCAGGGAAAGGUACCGUGGUCCUCUGAGCGGCUAAGGGGAAGCUUCAGCACGGCAUCAACACUCGGGACCAGUUCCCGACUAUUGUACCGGCCCAGUCUGGGUGUAACGCGAGGAGCGAAAACCAACGUCAUGGCAUCAAAGUCGUAACGGGCCGACGGCAUAAUGAUACGGCUACAUGGCCGCACGCAUUUCCUUGGAGUGCCGCUUAAUGAUGCUUCAUGAGCCUUCAUGGGCCUCAUGAUCAUGAGACCCAAGCCAGGACAGGCAACGAAUGAGUCCAGUCCCAGGGGACGUUUUGCCCAUCACAUUAUU
This is a messenger RNA of Emericellopsis atlantica, 1703 nucleotides long. RefSeq lists its product as uncharacterized. Lineage: Eukaryota; Fungi; Ascomycota; Sordariomycetes; Hypocreales; Bionectriaceae. The transcript is spliced from 3 exons. Gene Ontology annotation, biological process: DNA damage response. The record is from RefSeq and is a predicted model, not a curated record. Gene Ontology annotation, molecular function: single-stranded DNA binding. The coding region runs from base 224 to 1363 and encodes 379 amino acids.